Fopius arisanus is the source of this 1346-nucleotide messenger RNA. Its product is annotated as testis-specific serine/threonine-protein kinase 4-like. Lineage: Eukaryota; Metazoa; Arthropoda; Insecta; Hymenoptera; Braconidae. The record is from RefSeq and is a predicted model, not a curated record. Gene Ontology annotation, cellular component: cytoplasm. The transcript has 6 exons. Gene Ontology annotation, molecular function: protein serine/threonine kinase activity; ATP binding. Bases 175 to 1215 code for a protein of 346 amino acids. Gene Ontology annotation, biological process: intracellular signal transduction; protein phosphorylation.
UUUCACUUCACGCAUGUUUCCUUAAAAAUAAAUUCGCAGUUUUUAUUGUAUUAGACAGUCAGCAAAAUGAUGACUAUUUUUUUCAACCUUGUGAAAAAAAAUUCCGGAAUGAUUCGGCAUUACUAAUGGUUCUGACGGGAGUCUUAUGACCUUGACGAUGAUCUGGGAUCAGUGAUGGCUGAGACAGAUGAAGCAACGACUCCAUCGACAUCUGGAGCUGUUGAUCAGGAGAACAAAGAUAAUUCCAAGCAGGAGAUUGAUCGAAAACAGACGGUCCUCGAAUCCCAUGGCUACACCCUGGGGGAGAUAAUCGGUACCGGAUCGUACGCCACCGUCAAGAUCGCCAAUUCUAGCAGACAUGCUUGUCAAGUAGCCGUGAAAAUAGUCUCCAAGUUUCAAGCACCCAGUGAUUACCUCAAAAAAUUUCUACCCAGGGAGAUCAAGGUAGCUAAAGGCUUGAGACACCCGAAUUUAAUAAGAUUUCUCCAGGCUAUCGAAACGACACAUCGGGUUUAUAUUAUCAUGGAGUUUGCGGAGAAUGGUAGUCUUCUGGAAAUCAUCCGGCGUGAUACUUACAUCGACGAAAUUAGAAGCCGCAAAUGGUUCAUUCAGCUUCUCAAUGCUAUUGAUUACUGCCAUGAGAAAGGCGUUGUCCAUAGGGACAUAAAAUGCGAAAAUCUUCUUCUGGACCAACACUCGAACCUGAAGCUGUCGGACUUCGGAUUUGCCCGUGGCCACAUGAAAACGAAAAGUGGUACUGUAUCCCUGAGUGAAACCUUUUGCGGCAGUUAUGCCUACGCAUCUCCCGAGAUCCUCCGAGGUAUUCCUUACGAGCCACAUUUAUCGGACAUAUGGUCCCUGGGGGUUGUUCUUUACGCAAUGGUCUACGGGAGACUGCCCUUCGAUGAUAAAAAUUAUGCUCAUCUUCUCAAGCAAGUUCAGAGUAAGGUGACAUUUCCUAAGAUGCCAAAGGUGUCCUAUGCCUGCAGGGCUCUCAUAAACAAAAUUCUGGUGCCCCAGAGAGCGAGAGCAAGAAUACAGAUGAUAAAAGAAGACCCCUGGCUGAUUAUUCCGAUGGUCUCAGUGCAAACAUCGAUAUCAAAUAAAUCUCUCCUGAAGAAUGACGAAAAUAUCGAUAAAAAUGAAGGUACGUGCUCUCGAGGGAAGCCACCGAGGGAGAUUGAACCUCCUGAUGAACAGGACCACGUGGAAUGAGGAUGACCACGUCGAUUGCAUUUAGAAUUUCACCUUCUUGAUAUUGAUAUCUGCUUGCAUCUGCAUCAGAAGAUUAUUAUUCGACAUGGCACCGUCAGCGAGUAAUUUUGUCAGAUUUACUCCGGUGUCUU